Messenger RNA from Cyclopterus lumpus (lumpfish), 1504 nucleotides. It is a transcript of the gene mrps27, whose product is annotated as mitochondrial ribosomal protein S27. The coding region runs from base 13 to 1269 and encodes 418 amino acids. Gene Ontology annotation, cellular component: mitochondrion. Lineage: Eukaryota; Metazoa; Chordata; Actinopteri; Perciformes; Cyclopteridae. Gene Ontology annotation, molecular function: protein binding. The transcript has 11 exons. The record is from RefSeq and is a predicted model, not a curated record.
UAUCGUCCAAACAUGGCAGCGUCCGUUUGGAAGCGAUGUGUGACUGCAGCUGUCAAAGUUAAACGUUUAUCUCCGUCUCUCUCAGCCAGGAGAUGGAUGCUCUCAGCAGCUUACACCGAUACCAUCGUGUGGGAGUCGAGAAAGAAGGACCCCCAGAACCUGUCUGUACUGGCCACCACUAUGGACAGGACAUACGACAAGAAUCUCCCAGUUAGUUCUCUGACUGUGUCACGGUUUGUUGACAACAUUUCAUCUCGAGAGGAAGUUGAUCAAGCGGAGUACUACCUUUACAAGUUUCGCCACAGUCCAAACUGUUGGUACCUGAGAGACUGGACCAUUCACAGUUGGAUCAGGCAGUGUCUAAAAUACGGGGCCAGAGAGAAGGCCCUGCACACAGUUAAAAACAAGAUCCAGUAUGGAAUAUUCCCAGAUGACUUCACCUUCAACCUGCUCAUAGAUUCUUACAUUAAGGAUGGCGACUUUACAAGUGCAUGCUCUGUGGUUGAGGAGGUGAUGCUUCAGGAGGCCUUCGACCUUCCCUCCACACGGAUCCUGUCUCUGCACGCCUUGGCCAGUUACCGAGCAAUGAGGCCACAGCUCACUGUGUCAGGGGAGCGGGCAUUGGGGGCAUCACUGCUCAUCUGUGGACUGCGGCAAGACAACAAUGUUGGCCUCAGCGCUCAGCUGCUCGGCAACGCUCUGCUGGGCAAGGUGGAGAUGUUAAAGGGCAUACAUGGCGUGUUCAAGGGGAUGCCUCUCUUCUGGGGUCAUGGAUAUCUGGACCGGGCGCUGGCCGUCAUGGAGAGAGUGGCCACUGCUUCUGGUGACGUCAAGCUGUCCAAAGACACACUGGACGGCAUGAAUGACGUGCUGCAGGAACUAUCCUCUUCCUCAGACAGCGACUCCUCGGGAGCGGAGUCGGCCGGUGAGGGCGGGGAGGAGGAGAAGGAAGAAGACACCAUAGAUGAAGAUGAUCAUGCCGAGCAGGCUAAGCUCCCGCACUAUGUCAGCAGAUUCAAGGAACUGAGCAGCCAGCUGGAGUCUCUGGGUAAAGUGGACUCUGCCUCUUUCCAGGCUUCAGUGGCCGUUCUGGCCCAGCAGGACCUGGCUGCUGUGGAGAAAUCCGACUUGGAGCAGUACCUGAUCCGGGUGCAGGCCUGGGAGGCCGAGAAUACGCAGCUGAUCAAGAGAGAGAAAGAGAUGAGGGAGAAGGCGGAGCAAGAGAAACAAGAGCGGCUAGCGGCCAAGGCCGCAGCCGAGCAGGCGUAGAGACCAGGCCGCAUGGGGCUGCAUCCAGAUCUCUGAACUGUCCGUCGCGUAUCCACAUUGUGAUUGUUUAAUAGGAGUUUUAUGUGUAUACAAUGUCCAAAUAUCACCUGGUGUUACUUUUGUAUAUAACAAUUAUCGUUUGCAAAUGCGAAAAGUAUUGCUCUGUUUUUAUAGCAUUAAAUGGGGCAAAUAUAAAUAUAUUGUCAAAAUACAAUUAAUUUUCAUCUGUCGGUAA